AUGAAGGCAAUGGAGGAUCAAGUCGUUGUGGAUGAGUCAGGGUUCCAGGAUGAUGAGGAAUGCUUUUUCCAAGAUAUUGACCUCUUACAGAAACACGGUAUUAACAUGGCGGAUAUUAAAAAGCUGAAAUCUGUGGGAAUCUGUACGGUGAAAGGGAUUCAGAUGACCACACGGCGGGCGCUCUGUAACGUCAAGGGUCUGUCUGAGGCCAAAGUGGAUAAAAUUAAAGAAGCUGCCGGAAAAUUGCUGACUGUUGGAUUUCAGACAGCUUUUGAAUAUAGUGAGAAGAGGAAACAGGUGUUUCAUAUCACAACAGGCAGUGUGGAGUUUGAUAAGCUUCUUGGAGGAGGUAUAGAAAGUAUGGCUAUCACUGAAGCCUUUGGGGAAUUUCGGACAGGGAAGACUCAGUUAUCUCACACACUGUGUGUAACAGCCCAGCUUCCUGGCACGAAUGAUUACACAGGAGGGAAGGUCAUCUUCAUAGACACAGAAAAUACCUUUCGUCCAGACAGACUGAGGGACAUAGCAGACAGAUUCAAUGUGGAUCACGAGGCUGUCCUGGAUAACGUGCUGUAUGCUCGUGCUUACACCAGUGAACACCAGAUGGAGCUGCUGGACUUUGUGGCAGCUAAGUUUCAUGAAGAGGGGGGUGUUUUCAAGCUAUUGAUUAUUGACUCGAUUAUGGCUUUGUUCCGGGUGGACUUCUCUGGCCGUGGUGAGCUUGCUGAGAGACAGCAGAAGUUGGCCCAGAUGCUCUCUAGAUUGCAAAAGAUCUCUGAAGAGUACAAUGUUGCUGUGUUUGUCACCAACCAGAUGACAGCAGACCCAGGAGCUGGGAUGACUUUCCAAGCAGAUCCCAAGAAACCUAUUGGAGGACACAUAUUGGCACAUGCCUCUACUACCCGGAUCAGUUUGAGAAAAGGACGGGGAGAGAUGAGAAUUGCAAAGAUAUUUGAUAGUCCCGACAUGCCAGAAAACGAGGCCACCUUUGCUAUUACUCCUGGAGGAGUUGCAGAUGCCAAAGAGUAA
Chanos chanos (milkfish) is the source of this 1029-nucleotide messenger RNA. It is a transcript of the gene dmc1, whose product is annotated as DNA meiotic recombinase 1. The transcript is spliced from 13 exons. Gene Ontology annotation, molecular function: double-stranded DNA binding; ATP-dependent DNA damage sensor activity; ATP hydrolysis activity. The record is from RefSeq and is a predicted model, not a curated record. Gene Ontology annotation, biological process: DNA strand invasion; DNA repair; chromosome organization involved in meiotic cell cycle. The coding region runs from base 1 to 1029 and encodes 342 amino acids. NCBI's taxonomy places the organism in Eukaryota, Metazoa, Chordata, Actinopteri, Gonorynchiformes, Chanidae. Gene Ontology annotation, cellular component: condensed nuclear chromosome; nucleus.